Salvia miltiorrhiza (redroot sage) is the source of this 3249-nucleotide messenger RNA. Its product is annotated as DExH-box ATP-dependent RNA helicase DExH1. Lineage: Eukaryota; Viridiplantae; Streptophyta; Magnoliopsida; Lamiales; Lamiaceae. Gene Ontology annotation, molecular function: RNA binding; ATP binding. The transcript has 16 exons. The record is from RefSeq and is a predicted model, not a curated record. The coding region runs from base 16 to 3138 and encodes 1040 amino acids. Gene Ontology annotation, cellular component: nucleus; intracellular anatomical structure.
ACGUGCGCACUUUAAAUGUCGCGCCGUCUGCUUCCCAACCCCUUCCGCCAUAACUACCGCGUUUUUACGCACGCUCCCCUCCCACUCUCACCGGCCGCGCCCCCUCCGUUAGUCGGAAAUCCAGAAAUCAAGUUUGUUCGGAUCUCCAAUUGCAGUUCCAUGUCAUACCGCCCCAACGCCCAAGGCGGUCGUCGCGGCGGUCGCGGCGGCGGCCGUGGAGGCGGCGGCGCAGGCAGAGGUGGAGGCCGUGGAGGCCGAGGUGAGCAGCGAUGGUGGGAUCCUGCUUGGAGAGCUGAGCGUCUGCGUCAAAUGUCUGCAGAGAAAGAGACGAUGGAUCAGAAUGAAUGGUGGGGAAAAAUAGAACAGAUGAAGACUGGAAAUGAGCAGGAGAUGGUAAUAAGGCGAAACUUCGGUAGAGAUGAUCAGCAAAUCUUGGCUGAUAUGGCUUAUCAAUUGGGUCUACACUUUCAUGCUUAUAAUAAAGGAAAGGCCCUUGUUGUGAGCAAAGUCCCAUUGCCUAAUUAUCGUGCAGAUCUUGAUGAACAGCAUGGUUCCACUAAGAAAGAGAUAACAAUGUCCACAGAGACUGAGGAAAGAGUUGGACUUCUAUUAAAAAGCUCCAAUGGGACAAAUUUAGUCCAGAACAAUUCUUCAUCAUCUUCUGGAUCUGCGACAUGUCAAUCCAAACCUGCUGAAAUGGAGAGGGAAGCAUCACUACCAUACAUUGAUACUGACUUCGAGAGGCUUAGUCUUGAUUUAAAACAGAAGCAGGAAAAGAUGAGGGAAGGUGAUAGUGUAAAGGCAAUGCUAGCAUUUAGAGAAAAGUUGCCAGCAUUUAAAGUAAAAUCUGAGUUCUUGAAAGCUGUCGCAAGUAACCAGGUGCUGGUUGUCUCAGGAGAGACCGGUUGUGGUAAAACCACCCAGCUUCCUCAAUUUAUUUUGGAAGAAGAGAUAUCAUCUCUACGAGGUGCUAGCUGUAAUAUAAUAUGCACUCAACCUCGUAGAAUCUCAGCAAUAUCAGUUGCAGCUCGAAUAUCCGCUGAAAGAGGUGAGGAGCUGGGUGAAACUGUAGGUUAUCAGAUUCGCCUUGAAUCAAAACGCUCUGCUCAAACAAGAUUGCUUUUUUGCACGACUGGGGUGUUACUUCGACAGCUGGUUCAGGACCCAGAUUUAACAGGAAUUACUCAUUUGCUGGUGGAUGAAAUUCAUGAGAGAGGAAUGAAUGAGGACUUCCUAUUAAUAAUAUUGCGAGAUAUCCUUCCUCGUCGUCCAAACCUUCGUGUUAUCCUUAUGAGUGCCACUAUUAAUGCAGAGCUAUUCUCCAAAUACUUUGGAAAUGCUCCUACUACUCAUAUUCCUGGAUUAACGUUUCCCGUUAAGGAACUUUAUUUAGAAGAUUUAUUGGAGAAGACUCGUUAUACUGUCCAACCAGAGUCUGACAACUUACCAAGAAAUUCAAGAAGAGGGCGUCGGCAACAGGAGUCUAGCAAAGAUCCUUUGACAGAAUUAUUUGAGAAUGCAGAUAUUGAUGUGCUCUACAAAUCAUACAGUGCAAGCACCAGGCAAUCUCUUGAGGCUUGGUCUGGUUCUCAGCUCGAUUUGGGCCUUGUUGAAGCAACUAUUGAGCAUAUCUGUCGCCAUGAAGGUGCUGGAGCAAUUCUUGUCUUCCUUACUGGUUGGGAUGAUAUUUCCAAGCUUCUUGAUAAACUCAGAGCUAACCUUUUUGUUGGAGACCCAAAUAAGUUCUUAGUUCUUCCUCUUCAUGGUUCAAUGCCUACAAUCAAUCAGCGUGAAAUUUUUGAUCGUCCACCUCAUAAUGUUAGAAAGAUUGUGCUAGCAACCAAUAUUGCCGAGAGUAGUAUUACGAUAGAUGACGUUGUGUACGUUAUAGAUUGUGGGAAGGCAAAGGAGACGAGUUAUGAUGCUCUUAAUAAGCUGGCUUGCCUUUUACCUUCAUGGAUUUCUAAGGCAUCAGCUCACCAGAGACGUGGUCGAGCUGGUCGCGUGCAGCCAGGAGUUUGCUACAGAUUAUAUCCUAAACUUAUCCAUGAUGCUAUGACCCAGUAUCAACUGCCUGAAAUGCUUCGAACACCUUUGCAAGAGCUUUGUCUGCAUAUCAAGAGUUUGCAGCUCGGAGUAGUUAGUACAUUUUUGUCCAAAGCAAUUCAGCCACCUGAUCCUCUAUCAGUAGAAAAUGCAAUCGAGCUUUUGAAAACAAUUGGUGCUCUAGAUGAUAGGGAAGAGCUCACUCCCCUUGGACAGCAUCUUAGCACUUUGCCUUUGGACCCAAAUAUUGGAAAAAUGCUUCUGAUGGGUUCCAUUUUCCAGUGCCUCAACCCUGCACUAACAAUAGCUGCUGCUCUUGCUUACCGUAGCCCGUUUGUCCUUCCAUUAAAUAGGAAAGAUGAAGCAGAAGCCGCAAAAAGAUCAUUUGCUGGUGAUUCAUGCAGUGACCACAUUGCACUUCUCAAAGCAUAUGAAGGAUGGAAAGAUGCGAAACGUAAUAGAAAUGAAAAAUCCUUCUGUUGGGAGAAUUUUCUUUCACCAGUAACAAUGCAAAUGAUUGAAGAUAUGAGAUUUCAGUUUCUGGAUUUACUGGCGGGGAUUGGUUUUGUCAACAAAUCACAAGCCAAAGCAUACAAUCAAUACAGUGACGAUUUAGAGAUGGUAUGUGCAAUACUCUGUGCUGGACUCUACCCAAACGUUGUGCAGUGCAAACGGAGGGGAAAGCGAACAGCUUUCUACACUAAAGAAGUUGGGAAAGUUGACAUUCAUCCGGGAUCCGUCAAUGCUGGUGUUCACCUUUUUCCUCUUCCUUACAUGGUUUACAGUGAAAAAGUUAAAACCAGUAGCAUAUACCUAAGAGAUUCCACCAACAUAUCGGAUUAUGCUCUGCUGAUGUUUGGUGGCAAUCUUCUUCCUAGCCAAAGUGGAGAUGGUAUUGAAAUGCUUGGUGGAUACCUUCACUUUUCUGCUUCAAAGACUGUAUUGGACUUGAUACGGAGAUUGCGCGGGGAGCUUGACAGGCUUCUAACAAGGAAGAUUAAGGAGCCAGCACUAGAUAUUACAGUAGAGGGAAAGGGUGUUGUCACAGCUGUUACUGAAUUGUUGCACAGUCAAAAUGUGCGGUUUAGGUGAAUUGUUGCUAAAGAUAAUUUAUGUUCUCAUAUUUAUUAAGUCCAUGUAUCAGUAGUACUAGAUUCGAAUUGAUUUUGAUUGUUAUUUAUAUAGUUUAAAUUCGGGAUUCCA